AUGGAUCCACGGCAUCCGCCCAAGCUUCCCUUUUCGCCGUCGCCAUACGCUCGUUCUCCUUUCCGUUCCGCUCCUCCAACAACACCAUCAUCAGCAUCCUCCGUCACCGGCGUCAUCGCGACUUCCUCUGCUGCAAGCGCCUCGGCCAGCGCAUCAGCCGCAGCUGCCCUCUCCGCACCCGCUUCGACAUCGGCUUCCUCGUCCGAGCCUUCGUUUGUCCUCGCGCACGCGUCGUCGCAUCCUUCUCAUGCCCAUGCCCAGAGUCUGAGCCCCGGCCAGAGCCCUGCGUAUGCCGCCCAUAACCAGUUUCAGCGACGACCCUCGGACACGCCCUUCCAUUCAUCAUCGGCCCGCCACUUUCAAGAUCCUGCUGCCGCCCCUCGCGUCCAGGGCUCAUCGUCGCUUCCAUCUCUUAGAAACCUAAAUCGCGCCAUGCCGCCUCCAAACUCGCCUCCUCAACCCGGUGCGAAGCAGCAGCAGCCGCCGCCCCCGGCGCACACCAUGAUGGGUUACGGUCCCCCUCCGCCGAGAGCACCUCCCGUCAGCGUCGGGCCUCCUACGUCUUUCCCCCAUAGUCGAGAGCUUCCUGCCUUGAAUCCAAUUGCGAGAACUGGCAGCAGCAACAGCUCCAUGUCGAUAUCGGCCAUGUUGGGCGGGCCGCCCAUGCGCGACUCGCAACCUCCACCACCAUCACAUUAUCCUCCACACUCAACAGCACCUGGCUCCGCUCCGGGUUUUGCGCCUGCUGUACAUGCAUCACCGCGGAUGCACUCUGCCGCAUCCGAUUAUCCUCCCUUUCGUCGACCUCAAACCCCCGACCACCAGCGGCCGUACGAUCAUCGAAACUCACCGCCCGGUCAUUAUUCUACACCCGAACUUCAGCGCUACGGCACCCCGUCUGCCUACAACUCAAGACACCCUACUGGCUCGGCCGACCACGCGAGAGAAGCUAAUAGACUACCUCCUGCACCUCCUCCAAGACCGAGCAGUCAGCCCAAGGCAUAUCCAGGGAUGCCACCUCGGCCCAUGGAAAUGGGUAGGGCUCCAGGACCAGAGGAAGCUUAUGGAAGGCGAGAAGAAAUGGCAAGGCCCCCGCCGGGCAUGGAAUACAAUCCAGAGAGGGCUGGCCUGCGUCCUUAUCCCUUUGACGAUCGAUAUAGAGCAGAGCGCGAACGGCAAGGCGAAGCAGAACAGCGCGAAAGGGAGAGAAGGGAGCGCGCGUAUUCUGGAAGCGACUCGGGUCGACACCCAAUGCACCCUGGUGACUACGCACAUAGGGAGCCUCCCAGGAACCCGCUACCGUAUGGCCGACCACCUGAGCGCGACCCUAGAGAUGGACGCGACCCACGAGAGAGAGAUCCUCGCGAUCCUCAAGCCAGGGACCCGAGAGACAUGCGAGAACGUGAUCCACGAGAAGCCCACUGGCCCCGUCCAGGCCCCGACCCGAGCUAUCGCGCCCCUAUGGAGCAUCAACGCCCGCACCCCGAUUAUCCCCCUUCCACGGCGCCGUACCCGGGUCACGGCCCCGCCUACCAGGCUGCGCCCCCGGACCGAUACCCCCCGGCCUCGCAUCCGCCUCCUGCUCCGAAUGCGCCCACAGGCCCCCCGCAGCCUUAUGACUCCCCCGACCGAGCCCGAAUGAACCUGUUGCAUCAACAGCAACAACCACCCCCUCCACACCGACGACCUGGUGAAGAGGGACCGCCGCCUCCAACGAUCGCUUAUAACGGAACUCACGGCCCGGGCCCAUUCGAGUCGCCUCGGCACCGGAAUAGCGACGACGCGUCUGCUCCGAACGGUCAACGUAAUUUGCUGGCUAUUCAAGAAAUGAAUCGCAAAGGCAGGAUAUCGCCGCUCCCGCAAGCUGUGCAGGGCGCACAAUUGCAGCAGCCAGGCCCAACAGGCGAACCAGGAAUUAAGAGCGAAUUUGGUCGAAUGUUUGCUGGUAUUGGUAAUGGAGUCAUGGGCGUGUCAAGUCCCAUCAUAUCUGCUGCCAUGCCGUUUACAAAUGCCAGCCUGGCCAAGCGGGAGGACUCCGAGAACCUGACCCCAGAAUCGGGUCCAGAUGCAGGAGGCAAGGGCACCAAAGGCCGUAGGAGAAAGCUCAAGGAGGAGGAUGGUAAAGGCGAUGAUGACAGCUCUGGGCGACUCACCCCAGCAAACCGGGCCAAGCGACCCAAAACGCACCAACAUCAUCACCAUCACCAUCAUCCGCAUCACCAUCACCACCACGUCGAUCCCGCGCAACCCGGUGGCGCUACUCCAUUUAAGAACAUGAAAGGGGUCGUUGGCGCAACGGAUAAGGGCCUCCCCAUCCCGCACCAUCAUCAUGCUCCUCGACCGAUGCAUACCCACCAGCCAGUGAAGCAGCCCGUGCAGAACGCCGCUCCGGUCAUACCCCCCAAGCCGAAGACCAUUGUAUCGUCGAAAGCGGUAUUGGAAUCUGUCUCGAGUCGACCGCGAAACCACCUGGGAGACUUUAUAUACGAACCGGGCUUGAAGGCAGGAAAACUCAUUUCCCACGGCCCCUCCCAGCGGGCCUUUGCUUCAAACCCGAAGCCUCUGCCCUGGGAUAUGAUCAAGGACAAGGAGAACUGUAUCUUGACGGUCAAGGUUGCGCGCAUCCAUUUGUCGUCCAUCUCGAGGGAGGAAAUAACGUCCCGGGGGUAUCUUUGGGGUACGGACGUGUACACUGAUGACUCGGACGUGGUUGCAGCGUGCAUUCACAGCGGAUGGAUCAAGGGUGAAUGGAACGAGGACGUCGACAGUUCAUUUUUGGAAUUGGAUCAGGGAACUGGCGAUAAACGACGUAAGAAGACCGCCAAUUCGUCGAUUGACCUGGAAUCGGAAGGCCUCAUCACAGCACCACCACCUGGUGGCCCGAUGGCGGUACCAGCACGACGCGACCUUCAUGUCAACGUCUUAAUCCUGCCUCGCCUAGUCAAGUACGCUGCUUCUACACGGUACGGAAUUUCGAGCCGAGAAUUUGGUGGAGACUACGCUCAUCGCCAUGCGGUUCAUGACGGCAUCAGCUACAUGAUCAAGAGCAUCCGAUGGGUAGAGAAUGGGGCACAGCCACAGUCACGACUUCGAGGAAAGGCUCGCCGGGAACGCAUGCGAAAGGCCAUGUGGGAGGUCAAGGGGGGCCAUAAUAAUGCCAACGGGAUCGAUCGCGAGCAAGAGAAGGAGCAAAUGGGGCGACUACGAGGCGAGAUCUCGGCCACUUGGAGGAAGAAGGAAACGGAACAAAAGGAGCAAAAGGACAAGGACAAAAACCCCGACGCGGACGACAAUGGGAACCAGGCCAACGACAGAGAAGCCAGCAAACCAGAGUCAAAGGAGCAGGACAAGGACGUCGAAAUGCAGGAUACUGAGCCGGCGAAGGAGGCGCAGACGGAACAAUGA
This is a messenger RNA of Fusarium keratoplasticum, 3405 nucleotides long. RefSeq lists its product as uncharacterized. NCBI's taxonomy places the organism in Eukaryota, Fungi, Ascomycota, Sordariomycetes, Hypocreales, Nectriaceae. The record is from RefSeq and is a predicted model, not a curated record. The coding region runs from base 1 to 3405 and encodes 1134 amino acids. The transcript has 2 exons.